Salvia hispanica is the source of this 1360-nucleotide messenger RNA. Its product is annotated as protein phosphatase 2C 37-like. NCBI's taxonomy places the organism in Eukaryota, Viridiplantae, Streptophyta, Magnoliopsida, Lamiales, Lamiaceae. Gene Ontology annotation, biological process: protein dephosphorylation. Gene Ontology annotation, molecular function: cation binding; protein serine/threonine phosphatase activity. The record is from RefSeq and is a predicted model, not a curated record.
AUUUUCCUUCUUCUUCUUCUUCGAUUCGAUUUGAAGCUGUGGUGAUAUUAUAAAUUCAGAGAAAUCUGAGGGAAUUAUCAGUUAAUCAACUAAUUAGAUCGGUGUAAAUUGCAAUGGCUGGAAUUGUUGAGACGCAGACGACUGCUUCUCCUUUUGAGGGGAAUUCUAAAUCGAGGGGGAGGAUGGAGAUCCGUCGCAUAAAUUUCGAUCUAUCCGAUUCGGCGAUGGCGCGGCCGCCGCUGGGGAAGCGGCGGCGCGAUGCGGCGGUUCGGAGCUCCGAUCUCGAGGUGAAGCGAUCGAGGAGGACGGAGUGUCCGAGAUACGGCGUGACGUCGGUGUGCGGGAGGAGGAGAGAUAUGGAGGACUCGGUGGCGAUUCGCCCUUCCUUCUGCGGCGAGGACGGUGAUGGUGAUGUUCGCGGCGGCGAUUUGCACUUUUUUGGCGUUUUCGACGGCCACGGCUGCUCGCACGUGAGCAGGAGGUGCAAGGAGCGGAUGCACGAGAUCGUGAGGGGCGAGUACGAGAACGGCGACGCGCCGUGGGAGGAUGCGAUGGCGCGGAGCUUCAGGAAGAUGGACGAUGACGUGGCGGAGUGGUCGAGCGGCCUCGCCUCCACCUCCGACGACUCCAACUGCCGCUGCGAGAUGCGCACUCCGCAGCGCGAUUCCGUCGGAUCCACCGCCGUCGUGGCGGUGCUCUCCCCCGAGAAGAUCGUCGUCUCCAAUUGCGGCGAUUCUCGCGCCGUUCUCUGCCGGAACGGCGUCGCGAUUCCCCUCUCCGUCGAUCACAAGCCGGAUAGACCGGAUGAGCUCCGCCGCAUCGAGGAAGCCGGCGGCCGCGUGAUCUACUGGGACGGUCCUCGAGUUCUCGGCGUCUUAGCGAUGUCUCGCGCCAUAGGUGACAGUUAUCUGAAGCCGUACGUGAUACCGGAGCCGGAGGUGACGGUUACGGAUCGGACGGGGGAGGACGAGUGCCUGAUCCUGGCCAGCGACGGGCUGUGGGACGUUGUCUCGGACCAGACCGCUUGCGGUGUGGCUCGGAUGUGCCUACAGUCUCGGAAAGGGGAGAGCUCGAAUCAGGCUUGCUCCGAUGCAUCGAUUUUGCUGACGAGGCUGGCGCUUGCGCGCCACUCCGCCGAUAAUGUUAGUGUGGUGGUGGUGGAUUUAAGGAAGACUACGCAAUGAGUCUGUUAUAUUAUACACAUAAUUUAAUUUAAUUUACUUAUAUGAUUAUAAUUAGGUCGACUAAUCUAUAUAUUUGGGUGUAGCUAUUGUUUUUAAUCCCACCCUGAUUAACUCAUCAAUUGUAACAUUUCAUUACAUAUACUGGAAUGGACUCAAAAAUGAGUUUGCUCUUUUAA